AUGGGAGUAGAAGUUCGACGAAGACGAACACUGGCGAGAAUAAGUCAAGGGAGUGCGAAUUCCGCUGUCUAUAACGAGAAAUCUCGACUUUCGCUGGUAAAAAGAUCAAAUGAAUCAUCAAAUCAACAAAAUUCAACUUUAGUUCAACCCAACAAAAGACGAAAAGUCACUGGACAGUCAAAGGAGGACAAGCUAGCGACUAUUAUUGUUGAUUUUGGCAUGGCUGUAAAUGAGUUAUAUCAACUAUCAGAGUAUGAAUCCAUAAUUUCAUGGGUGCCGUCAGAAUUUUCAAAAGUUGUGAAUAUGUCAAUUUCCGAUUCAUUUCUGAACUUUUGUGAAUCUAAUCAAUACAAGUUGAAAUGGGAUAGCGAUAUCGAAAACGAUGAAGAGUUGAAAGCACUUCCAUUCCGGUUUCAGAAAAAGAAACUAUCUGAAAGGGAAAGCUUGUUGAAUAAUAAGUUUCCCUUUCGCCAACAAACUAUAGAAAGAUAUCAACAAAAGGAAGUAGCGUUAUUUUCGUCACUUGAACAGAAAAUCUCAGUAGCACCUUCAGUGAAGUCGAAUACAAGACAAUCGAGCAAGCUUAAAGAAUUGAAUAAAAAAGAUGUACCAAAGGUACGACCACAGGAAAAACAUUCAAAAUUGGCAUCAAAAAGUCGCAAGAGUAUCGACAACAACAAAUACAACGAUGCAAAGGAGCCUAUCGAAAUCUCAAUUGAAGAUGGCGAUGAUGAUGAUGAUGAUGAUGAUGAUAGAGACGUUACAUUUCAUUCAUUCAACAAGAAGAUAAAAAGUAUUUCUGGUACAGUGCCCAACCUUCUCAUAACGCACCCUUCUCAUGUUCCAUCUUGGACACCACAAACAGCAGAAAGUAAUUCGCUGAUUACCAAAACCGAAGAAGGAGGCAAAGUUUUAGAUUUUGAGCCUGAGCCUAUCAAAGUUCAGCAAACACACGAUGGAAAAAUCGUAGCACCAAACUUGACUAUCAAGCUACGAAACUUCUUGGACAAUUAUUGCAGGACACCAAUCAUCGAUGAACUGAAUGCGCCAGACUACAGAUUCACAAAGGAAGAAUUCGAGGCUAUAAAUGCUAAGCAAAUGAACAUGUUCAAGAGAAUUUCGCAUAAGAUCAAUGUUGACAACACUUUAGAAUUUCAGGGGAACAAGAUAGAGAGAAGGAAAGUGAUUAUACCUCCUGUUUAUAAUGUCAAAUUGAACGACCCAUUUAGGAUAACGUCUACUGUGGUUCCGAAAAUGCAAGGUUCCAACAACGAUUGCACGCAUCAAGAUUACCUUUUGACCCAAGGAAUGGCUUUCUCGCGAAUCCAUCAUCAGAUGAGGAGGCAGCAUAUUAAUCGAGCUAGAAAAGUUGCUUCCAUAGUGGAUCAGCAUUUUAAGAAAAAGAGAGGCGAAAAGGAAAGACUAUUGAAGGAACGGGAACAAAAUUUGAAAAAGAUGAGUAGGAUUGCUAUGCAGGCUGUUAAAAAGAGAUGGAAUGAUGCUUUCAAAGUAUACCUGAUUAUACAAACUGCAAAAGAAGAGGAGCUUAAGAAAGUGAAAGGUCGAGAGCACUUGAGUCAGAUGUUGCAACACUCAACUCAGCUUCUCGAAGCACAGCUCACGUCGUCUAAAGAAGCAACUGCUGAAAGCGAGGCUGUGAUGGGUGAAGAGAAUGAUAUGGAGAUGAAUGACUCAUACGACUCUGAUGAUUUCAUUUCAAGUUCGGACGAAAAUGAGGAAAACGAUCGCGAGCAAGGUGCCAAUGGAACAACAGCCAGAGGUGGUGACCUUGAUAGUAAUCUUUCAGUUGAAGAUUUGAGAAGAAAAUAUGCCAACAUCGAGAGCUCUAUUGAGCCAACCACUGAUGGUACUCCAGAUGUGCUGGAGCAAGAAGGUAGAAUGCUGGAAAGUGACGACAGUUUUGACGAGACUGGUGGACUCAUGUCGCUAUAUGGUGAAGGCGAGAUUAAACCUUUACAAAAUGGGGUCUUCAAAGAUUUGCAAAUGUCUGAUGAAUAUUCAAAGAUCGUGAGCGAACUGGACCUAGAUAAAAACCAACUUUUGGACUCCGAUAAAAGUAGUCCAAUAUCUGGGUCAAUCUCCGAAAGCGAGUCCUCAGCUGAAUUGUUGCCUGGAGGAAGCGACGCAUCUGCUUCCGAAUCUGAACUGGAAUUACCAAAUAAAAAAACUGCUUUAGCCGAUUUUUACAACAGUAAAAGCGUUGACGCUGAUGAUGGUGAUGAUGAGGAUGAAGAUGUUGAGAGUUUCAGUGAAGCUAGUGAUGACGAGAUGCUGCAGUCAGAGGAUGACUAUCAACCGGUCGAGAAUAGCCAAGUUAAAGGUCACAGACAGCUGAUAUCUAAAGAUGAUGGCGAUGAAAGCACAGAAGUGAUCAAUGGAUCGAGAGUGAAAGACGUUGAUGUACCGUCGUUGCUUCGGGGAACUCUCAGGCCUUACCAAAAACAAGGUCUCAACUGGCUUGCCAGUUUAUACAAUAACAAUACAAAUGGAAUCUUGGCAGAUGAAAUGGGUUUGGGGAAAACUAUUCAAACCAUUUCACUUUUGUGCUAUUUGGCUUGUGAGCAUCACAUUUGGGGACCGCAUUUAAUUAUUGUCCCCACCUCGGUAAUGUUGAAUUGGGAGAUGGAGUUUAAAAAGUUUGCUCCAGGAUUCAAGGUUUUAACUUAUUACGGAUCGCCUCAGCAAAGAGCACAAAAAAGAAAAGGGUGGAACAAGCCCGAUGCUUUCCACGUUUGUAUAACCUCUUAUCAGUUGGUAGUGCAGGACCAGCAAGCAUUCAAGAGAAGGAGGUGGAGGUAUAUGAUUUUAGAUGAAGCACACAAUAUUAAAAACUUUAGGUCUACCAGAUGGAAAGCACUACUCAACUUCAAUACUGAAAACAGACUUCUCCUCACUGGUACACCUUUACAAAACAACUUGAUCGAAUUGUGGUCAUUGUUGUAUUUUUUGAUGCCUUCUUCGAAAGCUAACUUGUCGAUGCCUGACGGGUUCUCGAAUUUAGAGGACUUUCAGCAGUGGUUUGGGAAGCCAGUUGAUAACAUUCUAGAACAAACAACUCUAGGAAAUAAUUCUGAUUUGAUUGAUGAGAAUGAGAAGAGUACACUGCGAAUGGAUGAAGAAACGAAAAACACGGUCUCGAGGUUACAUCAAGUUUUGCGACCAUACAUCUUGCGAAGGUUGAAGAAGGACGUGGAAAAACAAAUGCCGGGGAAGUAUGAGCAUAUUGUGUACUGUCGGUUAUCCAAAAGACAGAGAUUUUUGUAUGAUGAUUUCAUGUCUCGUGCCAAGACAAAAGAGACAUUGGCAUCGGGCAACUUUUUGUCGAUUAUUAAUUGUUUGAUGCAAUUGAGGAAAGUUUGCAACCACCCGGAUUUGUUUGAAGUUAGACCAAUAGUAACAUCAUUUUCCAUGCCAAGGUCAGUUUCAUUUUCUUUUCAAUAUGUAAAUGAUAUGAUUAAAGGCAUUAGUGCUGACUCAAAGGACAUGGUUGAUUUUGAUGUACUUAAUUUGAAUGUCGCUAAUGAAGAAAAUUUGAACCAUUUUGUUUCGCAGUCAACAGCACGGUUACAAUCACUGGCGCAAAUUGAGGAACAAAUUGCUCAACUUGACAAGUUGAUGAGUGGCGUGGAAAACACCAUGACAAACUUUGUAUCCUACUUUCAAGAUUUGAAAAGCCAAGAGCAGGUUGAGCUAAGGGAUAAAUUUCAACAUAUUCUAUACCUCAACACCCUAAGAUGUGAGAAGAGACCAAUAUAUGGUGACUCGUUGUUGCGCUUCUUGACAAUCAAGGGAAAAAAUAAAGCCAGACUGCCACUUGACAAACUUUCUUUGUCCGUCACUGACAGAGCCACUGCGAUGUCGGAUGAAAUAGAAAAAUACUCGAUAGUAACUCCGGCGGCAGUGGCAUUGGAUAUGAAGGAUCAACUUAUUCCCAAAUCCACCCAAUAUAAGAUCAAGUCAGAAGUACAACAAGGCAACAUCACUAACCCUUUCCAUCAAUCACAAGUGAAGCUAUCAAUUGCAUUCCCUGAUAAAACAUUGUUGCAAUUCGAUUGCGGUAAACUUCAGAAGUUGGCACAAUUGUUGAGAACAUUGACAGCCGAAGGACAUCGAGCUCUUAUUUUCACACAAAUGACUAAGGUGCUUGAUAUUUUAGAGCAGUUUUUGAAUAUUCAUGGCUACCGAUACAUGAGAUUGGAUGGUGCAACUAAAAUCGAGGAGAGGCAAUUAAUGACGGAGAAGUUCAACAGAGACUCUAAAAUCCCUGUGUUUAUACUAUCAACCAGAUCUGGUGGUUUGGGGAUCAACUUGACAGGAGCAGAUACGGUGAUAUUUUACGACUCUGAUUGGAACCCAGCCAUGGACAAGCAGUGCCAGGAUCGUUGCCAUCGUAUAGGACAAGUUAGAGAUGUUCAUAUCUACAGAUUCGUAUCUGAGUCCACCAUCGAAUCCAACAUUAUCAAAAAAGCUAACCAAAAGAGGCAAUUGGACAAUGUGGUUAUUCAGGAAGGUGAAUUUACAACCGAUUACCUUGGUCAGUUUUCCGUUCGUGAUUUGGUUAAUGACCCAAACAUUUCAGAAGCCACAAAGGAAAUUGCUGAUCGAACCAUUGACUUUUCCGGUGACACGAAAAUGACCAAAGCGUUUGCACAAGCUGAGGAUGAAGAGGAUCGAGUAGCCGCGGGCGCAGCUUUGAAAGAGGUUGCUGUCGACGAUGAAGAUUUUACAGAAGAGAAUAAAGCACAACCAAAUGGCUCUACAUCAAUGUUAAAGGCAUUGGAUGUUGAGGACGAGCUACCAGAUGACGUCGACUACGAAGAAGGCGUGGGUCACAUUGACGAGUACAUGUUGCGCUUUAUAUCCGAUGGUUAUUAUUGA
Molecule: messenger RNA, 4899 nt
Organism: Lodderomyces parapsilosis
Lineage: Eukaryota; Fungi; Ascomycota; Pichiomycetes; Serinales; Debaryomycetaceae
Gene: SWR1
Product: chromatin-remodeling protein
Exons: 1
Coding region: 1-4899 (1632 amino acids)
Cellular component (GO): Swr1 complex
Molecular function (GO): ATP hydrolysis activity; ATP-dependent chromatin remodeler activity; ATP binding
Source: RefSeq, a predicted model, not a curated record